Messenger RNA from Myotis lucifugus (little brown bat), 500 nucleotides. Its product is annotated as anoctamin-3-like. Gene Ontology annotation, cellular component: plasma membrane. Gene Ontology annotation, biological process: chloride transmembrane transport. The transcript has 4 exons. The annotation marks the transcript as partial. NCBI's taxonomy places the organism in Eukaryota, Metazoa, Chordata, Mammalia, Chiroptera, Vespertilionidae. The record is from RefSeq and is a predicted model, not a curated record. Gene Ontology annotation, molecular function: chloride channel activity.
ACCCACGGAGAAAACAUACAAAUCAUUGCUAACACGUAUUUGUAUCCUUGAAUAGAGUUGACUUGCCAGUCCUCAACGGGGCAUUAGCACAAGGGAAAAUGCCCCAUACAGCCACAGUCUUCCUGGAGUUUUGGAAAAGAAGAAGAAGUACACUGACCUAUACUUGGGACCUUAUUGAAUGGGAAGAAGAAGAGGAAACACUUCGUCCCCAGUUUGAAGCAAAAUAUUACAAGAUGGAGAGAGUGAAUCCCAUUAGUGGAAAACCUGAGCCACAUCAGCCUUCUUCAGACAAAGUCAGUCGUCUUCUUGUUUCUAUAUCAGGAAUAUUCUUCAUGAUUUCUUUGGUGAUCACUGCAGUGUUUGCAGUGGUGGUGUAUCGCCUGGUUGUCAUGGAACAGUUUGCAUCCUUCAAAUGGAAUUUCAUCAAACAACACUGGCAGUUUGCAACAUCUGCUGCUGCUGUCUGUAUCAAUUUUGUAAUCAUCAUGGUCCUGAAUCUU